UCUGCUCUCCGCCCAUCGCCUCGCUCGGGAACUGCAGCGCGCUCCUUCCCAGCCUCCCGAAGGCUCCUCCCGCCCGGUGACUCCGCUGCCGCCGCCGCCGCUGCUUUCACUUUUCCCAGGUGCAAAAGUUUUUAAGUCGGACGAGACGGCGGCAGCGCGGUGCGGUAGAGAGCGAGCCGCUGGCGGCAUGGCGGGGGAGAGGUUCGUCCGCUUCUUCCGAAAUAGCCUGGUCCGGAGGACGUCUAGGAGAGGUGACUCCCAGGAUGUAAAUCCUACAGAAAGCAAAUCUGGUGCUGAUGUAAGGCUGAAACAAAGAAGCAGUUUUUCUCAUUCAGCUGGACACCCAUUUUUUGAAUAUCUGGUUGUGGUCUCACUUAAAAGGGACACAAAGGGAAAUUAUGAGCCCAAGAUUACCUAUCAAUUUCCAAAGCGUGAGAAUCUACUGAGAGGGCAGCGUGAAGAAGAGGAAAGGUUGCUUCAGGCCAUUCCCUUGUUCUGCUUCCCAAAUGGUAAUGAAUGGGCACCACUCAUGGAGUAUAAGAGUGAAACUUUUUCUUUUGUCCUUACCAAUAUUGAUGGGAGUAGAAAAAUCGGCUACUGCAGGAGACUGUUGCCUUCUGGACGAGAAGCUCGUCUCCCUGAAGUUUAUUGCAUUGUAAGCUGUCUUGGUUGCUUUGGACUAUUUUCAAAGAUUUUGGAUGAAGUAGAGAAGAGGCGACAGAUCUCUGCAGCAGUUGUCUACCCCUUCAUGCAGGGCCUACGUGAAUCUCCCUUCCCAGCACCAGGAAGAACUGUUACCAUUAAAAGCUUCAUUCCUGAAUCUGGGACAGAGGUUGGAGAUGAGGAGGAGAUUUUGCCACCCAAGUUGAGAAGUGAAAUGUUGCAGUCUUUGCCAACAAUGAACAACAACAUUCAGACAUCUGAAGAAUUCAAUACACAUGUUUCGGACACCUUUAUAAAAUUCUUUGUGAGGAUGAUUGGUCAUUAUCCAGCAUAUAUCAAAUGGAGCAGAAAUGGCACAGGCAGCUUUCAAGAACAAUCAUUUUGCAAGGCUAUCACCUCCAAGACCAACCGCAGAUUUGUGAAAAAAUUUGUUAAGACUCAAAUGUUCUCAUUAUUUAUUCAAGAAGCAGAAAAAAGCAAGAAGUGCAUAGAAG
Molecule: messenger RNA, 1157 nt
Organism: Thamnophis sirtalis
Lineage: Eukaryota; Metazoa; Chordata; Lepidosauria; Squamata; Natricidae
Source: RefSeq, a predicted model, not a curated record